UGCUGUUUUCAAACAGGUCCGCAACCAGAGAAUAUAAGCUCUCGCUGGCGGGCUCUGUAAGGUAAUUUCCUCUUGUUUCCUUGUUCACUGGGUAGAGAAGAUGUCUGGACGUGGUAAAGGCGGCAAAGGGCUCGGGAAAGGCGGCGCUAAGCGACACCGCAAGGUCCUGCGAGACAAUAUCCAGGGCAUCACCAAGCCCGCCAUCCGGCGCUUGGCUCGGCGCGGCGGCGUCAAGCGCAUUUCGGGGCUCAUCUACGAGGAGACUCGCGGUGUUCUCAAAGUGUUUCUGGAGAAUGUGAUCCGCGACGCCGUCACCUACACCGAGCACGCCAAGCGCAAGACGGUCACGGCCAUGGACGUGGUCUACGCGCUCAAGCGCCAGGGCCGCACUCUUUAUGGCUUCGGCGGCUGAGCGCGUCCACCGGCUCUAGGCCCUCCUUGGUCGCUUGCAUCACCACCCCUAACCCAAAGGCCCUUUUCAGGGCCCCCAAAGCAUCAGAAAGGAGCUGGGGAGACUUGAUCGGGAUGGGAGGAAGAUUACCUUAAAGAGGCUGGGUCGCUUAGGCAUUACCGAUGCGGCUUGCAUUGUUGUACAUGCAAAUCAAGCUGCGUGGGAGCACGUUCUCAUUGGACCGGUGGGCCUCGUGGCUCCGCCCCCCGGCUGGGGAACGUGAUCAGUAAGCUUGCUGAGUGCUGUUGGUCUGCGUGAAUGAUUUUUCUUUGCUUGUUUCUGGGUGCCAGGCCGAAAGCUGGCUUGGUGGCAGCUUCCCGCUCUGCGACUCUAGACCUGGGAAGUGGUGGUCGCUCACCAGAGGGAAAAGUCUGAAGAUCCACCUUCCGUAAGGGCAGCGGGAAUGAGGACUGGGGCGGAAGCUUGGGACCCCAAAUUCAAGUGACCCUGCAGCUUAAACUCGGCUUUGUCAGCUGUAGCCAUUUCCCUGCCUUAACGAUGUGCCUUUGACAAGGGAGGGCUCGGGGUCGUACUUUAGGUCAGGCUGGUCAGCUUCCCGAGUUCGGAUUCCACGGACCUGGCUCUAAGUCUCAUUUUAAGAAUGUCCUUAAGUCUCCAGAGAGGAGGGAUUAAAGAACCCCUGCUACUCUUAACAGAAGUCCUGGGUUGAUUUCUCAGCACCCAAGUGGGUUAGCUCAGUCACCUGUAGCUGCCUGCAGCUUCAGAGCAUCAAGAUGCCUUUGGCUUCCUUGGGCACCUGGACUCAGGUCUGCAUACCCACUCUCUCCAUACCCAUAACUGAAAAACUAACUUUUUUUAAGUGCCCUAGUUUUUUGACAUUUGAAGUUCACCAGUCUUCUCUCUGGCUGAGGAAUAGGAGACAUUCUUGGGCUUCCCUCAACAGGAACCUGGCAUUUCGUUCGGAAUGAUUAUCUCCUAUGAAAAGCUGUCUGGGGCGGGCACUUUGUGCCAUCUUUCAGCAGAUUUAAGUAUUGUUAAACAAAAGACUACUUUUUAGCUGUGGACGGGACAACGAAGAAUUAAAAACUUGGAACUUGGAUUUGAA
Molecule: messenger RNA, 1517 nt
Organism: Peromyscus leucopus (white-footed mouse)
Lineage: Eukaryota; Metazoa; Chordata; Mammalia; Rodentia; Cricetidae
Product: histone H4
Exons: 1
Coding region: 101-412 (103 amino acids)
Biological process (GO): nucleosome assembly
Cellular component (GO): nucleosome
Molecular function (GO): DNA binding; protein heterodimerization activity; structural constituent of chromatin
Source: RefSeq, a predicted model, not a curated record